CUCUGAGCACAAGCUGCAUUGCCCUUUGGAAAGUAGCUGGGGCAUUGCAGAGACCCAUUCCCAUACGAGUGUGUUCAAACAGCCAAUCUGAUUAAAACCAGAUCUUCAAUCCGCUCCUCUAUUCGCCAUGUCGCGUUGAAGAUCUGGCGAAAUGCUAUAAGGGGUCAUGUUCUGGUGAACUCUAAUGACGCAAGAUUUACAAGUCGAUCAGCCAAUCGUCGGAUUUCCUAUCAACCAAUCACGUUACACCUUGCUUAUAAGUCUUCGGUUUAGUAACCAAGAUGGCGCCUAAAUUUGAGUAUAGUCUCUCUGAAAUAUGUAAACAGUUCACGAUCGACAAUUUGAAGCCCGAGCAGAAAGAAAUUAUAAAUGCAUUGGUGAAGAAAGAAGAUUGUAUUGCAAUUUUGCCCACCGGCUUCGGAAAGUCAUUGCCAUAUCAAAUUUUGGUACCCUUUAUCCGCGAACUGAAAAAGAUUGCGAGUGAACUUGAAGAGGACGUUCAGAAACAAGUGAAGAAACACUUUGAUAAUCAGACAAUUGUGGUUUGCUGUCCUUUGAUAUCACUGAUGCAGGACCAAGUGGAACGUCUUUCAGCUAUUCCAAAUCUACGUGUUGUGUUUAAAGGUACUGAUCCAGCUGUGAAUGAACAGAUCAAGACCGGAGAAAUAGAUAUUGUGUUUACCUCACCUGAGACUUUGGUUGGCGAAUCUGACUGGAGAGCCGAGUUUCAGACACUGAAAGUUGACUUGAUAGUUGUUGAUGAGUUCCACACUAUAGCAACAUGGGGAGGAGAUGAAAAUGAAGAUGAGAGGGCUGUUUUCAGGAAAUGGUUUCGCCAUAUUGGAGAAUUACGAUCAAUGUUCCCAUCAGCAUCCCUACUUGCACUAAGUGCAACAUGCACCAUAAAAAUUCGUAAACGUGUUGCCAAUGUACUGGACUUGCGUGAAGAGUCGACCAUUAUGAUAACAAAGUCUCCAAACAGAAGUAACAUUAAACUUGUGAUAUCAAAAACAAAUAAUACAAUUGAAGAGGGAAUGUACUGGCUGAUCAGUGGAAUGGAAACUUUAAGACAUGCAUUUCCCAAGACUUUAAUUUAUGCUAACUCUAUAAGUGAUGUCGCAAAACUGUAUACCUAUGUUGUUAAUGAGUUACCUGACUGCACCGAGUUUGUGGAUGUUUCAUUCUGA
Ostrea edulis (European flat oyster) is the source of this 1187-nucleotide messenger RNA. RefSeq names its product ATP-dependent DNA helicase RecQ-like. Gene Ontology annotation, molecular function: ATP binding; 3'-5' DNA helicase activity; nucleic acid binding. NCBI's taxonomy places the organism in Eukaryota, Metazoa, Mollusca, Bivalvia, Ostreida, Ostreidae. Gene Ontology annotation, cellular component: cytoplasm; nucleoplasm; nucleus. Gene Ontology annotation, biological process: telomere maintenance; double-strand break repair via homologous recombination. The transcript is spliced from 3 exons. The record is from RefSeq and is a predicted model, not a curated record. The coding region runs from base 282 to 1187 and encodes 301 amino acids.